Hypomesus transpacificus is the source of this 5272-nucleotide messenger RNA. RefSeq names its product kelch-like protein 29. Bases 632 to 3259 code for a protein of 875 amino acids. The record is from RefSeq and is a predicted model, not a curated record. The transcript is spliced from 16 exons. Gene Ontology annotation, molecular function: protein binding. Lineage: Eukaryota; Metazoa; Chordata; Actinopteri; Osmeriformes; Osmeridae.
UUGUUAGUGAAGCCUGACAUGAUACAGUAGCCUUACAAUACAUACAUUUAUGUAAUUCCAUAGACAGGCAAGUGAGAGGCGCUAUAGGGCUCUGUAGAAAACAGAAAGUAAAGGGGAGGAGCGGUAUCGGGAGUAAAGUAGCCACACGGUGUGUCGCUCUGACCAAGCAUUCGCUUGCAUCUGAGAGCCGACGCUGUGCAAAGAGCGGAUAAAGACGCGUUCUGUGGCAUCUGCCAAGUCCCUACGCUGGCAAUAGGGAAGAGGUUACAGAAGCCGGGAAAGGACUGGACAACCGACACACAAAAGACGGGCUAGAAGAAAAGACAGUGCUAUACAUUUAGCCGUAAAAUGAAACAUCAGUAUUUGCUGGAUAAAGACAGCAGUAACGCAUAACCGUUUCUAUCGAAACAAGGACAAACGCCGGGGAGAGAAUCUGAGACUACAGGGGAGGUGAAGACUGCAAUACUCAAAAGAUCUCAUUUGUCUGUGAUGAGCAUCACCAUCCACCAGAGACCAAAGACGAGAUCAUGAAGUCAGGCCUGAAUCCCUUCAUCUGCAUUAAAGGAGACUAACAGCCUGGUGAUUCUGAGCCGCUGACCCCUGUCGAUCCCUCUGAGAGGAAGAGGAAGUGAUGUCACGCCACCACCACCGCUUCGAGAGGGACUACCGGGGAUCGUGGGAGCGCAGAGACGUCCGACCGUCCGCCCCCCACAACGGAGGAGCCAAUCACAGCUGUGCCGCCGCCGUCGUCAACGGAAACAACCGACCAGGGCUCCUCCCUCUUCCCCUUAUUUCCUCCCUCCUCCCCACCCCAGUAACAGUUGCUGUGACAACGUCCAGCGGUGACAUGGUCGUCAAGCGUGGGGUGUCGAUCGCCGGAUCGGUUACUGCUGCUUCUGUGAAGGUGUCGGGGCUGUCUCCUGGAGAGAGCCAGGCUCCAGGUCUGCUGCUGGCCCCGGGGGUGCGGUGGGGCCAGACGCCCAUCAACCAGCUCACACCCUGGGAGACAGACGAGCCCCCCAACAAGCAGCACCGGGACAGCGAGCCCACCGGUCCUCCAUGGGUUCCUCCAGUAGCAGCAGUGAGCCAGCCUAGCCUGCUCCCCCACUCCUACGCCCUCGCCCAGCCCCCCUCCUUCAGUCACAGUGUAACAGUCCAGUCCCCCAUCAUAGGGGUGACCCCUUCCAUCCAGACCCCCAUGCCCCCCCACCACCCCCUGAUGACAGCUCACUUCCAGCUACCCCCUCACUCCUCCCAGCAACCCCCCUCCAUGGUGCUUAGUAUGCCCAACCAGCCUCCCUACCCCUCAGCCCAGCACCCCGUCGCCCCCUCGCCCCUCACAGCCGCCAGCCAGGUGGUCCACCCAAACCCCCACAGCGUGAUGGGCAACGGCCACCUAACCCCCCACCCCAAUCUGCCCCUCAUCCAGCCCCCCGCACUGCCCAUGACCAAUGGUCAGUCGGCACCUCAGACCCAGCCCACAGCAUCGGCCAAUCAGGACGGUCCUAAUGGGCUGCAGAUGCUGCGAACGGUUGGAAUGGGGAAGUACGAGUUCACGGACCCCGGACAUCCCAAAGAGAUGUUGAAGGAGUUGAACCAACAACGCAGAGCGAAAGAGUUUACAGACCUGAAAAUAAUUGUUGAAGGCAAAGAGUUUGAAGUCCACCAAAAUGUUCUAGCUUCCUGCAGCUUGUAUUUCAAGGACCUGGUGAAAAGGUCGUCAGGGGAGACGAGGAGCGGGGACAAGCUGGAGCUGACCAUGAGCAACAUCGGAGCGGACGUUCUGGAGCUGCUGUUGGAGUUUGUCUACACGGGCUCGCUGGUUAUUGACUCGGCCAAUGCCAAGACGUUGCUGGAAGCGGCCAACAAGUUCCAGUUCAACACCUUCUGCAAAGUCUGUGUGUCCUUUCUAGAGAAACAGCUGACAGCAGGAAACUGUCUGGGCGUGCUGGCCAUGGCUGAGGCUAUGAGAUGUACAGAGCUCCAUAAUAUGGCCAAGGCCUUUGCCCUGCAGAACUUCCCAGAGGUGGCAGGGCAGGAGGAGAUCCUGAGUGUGUCUAAAGAUGACCUGGUAGCUUACCUGUCCAACGACAGUCUGAACACCAAGGCUGAGGAGCUGGUCUAUGAGACUGCCAUCAAGUGGAUCAAGAGAGACCCCAACACCAGAGUACAGCAUGUGUCAGAGUUGUUGGCGGUGGUCCGUCUCCCCUUCAUCCAUCCGUCCUACCUGCUGAAUGUGGUGGACAGGGAGGAGCUCAUCAAGACGUCGGAGGCCUGCCGGGAUCUGGUGAACGAGGCCAAGCGUUACCACAUGCUGCCGCACGCACGCCAGGAGAUGCAGACUCCCCGGACCAGGCCUCGGCUCUCCGCAGGCGUGGCGGAGGUGAUCGUGCUGGUGGGGGGACGCCAAGCCAUCGGGAUGAACCAGCGCUGUCUCACUGCCGUCACCUGCUUCAACCCUCAGAACAGUAAAUGGUAUCCCCUGGCCAGCCUGCCCUUCUACGACCGCGAGUUCUUCAGCGUCAUCUCUGCUGGGGACAAUAUCUACCUGUCAGGAGGGACGGAGGGGGGCGUGACGGUGGCUGACGUGUGGUGCUACAUGUCUCUGCUGGACAACUGGAACCUGGUGUCCCGGAUGACGGUGCCUCGCUGCAGACACAACAGCCUGGUGUAUGAUGGAAAGCUGUACGCCAUCGGAGGCCUGGGCGUGUCUGGAAACCUGGACCACGUGGAGAGGUACGAUACCAUCACCAACCAGUGGGAGACGGUGUGUCCCCUGCCCAAGCCCGUCCACUCUGCGGCCGCCACCGUGUGCGGAGGGAAGGUGUUUGUGUUCGGGGGCGUGAACGAGGCCGGCAGGUCAGCGGGGGUGCUGCAGUCCUACGUCCCCCAGACCAACACCUGGAGCUUCAUAGAGUCGCCCAUGAUAGAUAACAAGUACGCCCCUGCGGUGAGUCUGAAUGGUUUCAUCUUCAUCCUGGGCGGGGCCUAUGCCAGGGCCACCACCAUCUACGACCCUGACAAGGGCAACAUCAAGGCAGGACCCAACAUGAACCACUCCAGACAGUUCUGCAGUGCAGUGAUCCUGGACGGGAAGAUCUACACCACAGGGGGCAUCGUGAGCAGCGAGGGUCCUGCGCUAGGCAACAUGGAGACCUUUGACCCCUGCUCCAACAGCUGGACCCUACUCCAGUCCCUGCCCUGCCCGCUUUUCAGACACGGCUGUGUGGUCAUCAAGAAGUACAUCCAGAGUGGCUGACACGGCCUCAGAGCCAGAGCCGUCUGCUGACUGCGUCUGCUGGCUCUGGUUCAGGGACACCAACUUAGGGGGCCGUCCCAUGGCCAGCGUCUGCCUAUCCACAACCCAGCCCCGCCGUACCCCCUCCCCCCCCCCCACCCCCUCCACCCACCCUGUGCAGAAUGUAAACUGCCUGGCCCAGGGGGCCAUGUCAGGCAGCAUCAGAUGCCUGAGCGACUGUCUGUUCUAUGAUGUCGCAGAUCCCUCACUUUACAGCCACAGGGACAAGCGAAAUCCAACACUAUCUCCCUGGUUUGAUUGGAAUUAAGGCUUUGUUUAUGCGAAACGUCCUUUGAAAUGUAUUUUAACUGGCAGCCCUUUUUUUAUGUUUUCUUCACGCCUCUCGUUUGUGGCGUCUGUCUGUCAUGUAGAUUGUUGCUCCACUGUUGAGAGAAACGAGCUGUCUUGGUGGUUUCUGGGCUUGUUCAGUAGUGACAUCUGCAGGACAGGACCAUGCGCUCAGGGUCCGGAGCAAGCUGGUAGGAUAGUAGAAUUCAGGAAACCUAUGUCUCACUAACCCGAUAUGGGGGUGGGGUGUCAUUAAAUGUGAUCCCUCGAUUUGAAAAGGAUUCUCACGGUCUCUGGGUCAGACAGAGAAUAUAUUGAUACUGGACUUCCCGGUGGGAGGGCCUGGUGGAGAGAGAACCUUCCAGAACCUUCCGUCAGGACAGUCCACCCCGACAAAGCACAAUAGUCCCUGUGGCUCCAGCCACAUCACGGUUGACCUCGAUUUCAGUUGGAUUUUUAUUCACAGUUUCUUUUUCUUCUCAUCCUUUUUUUUUUUAAACAUGUAUUAGCCUGGCAACCCACAGGUGACCAUGUUGGGUUGGUUACGGUCAUGGGGUUCGGGGACAUUCUGUAAAUAUGGGGAGGAAAUAUGUAUAUUUUAAAACCUAAAGGUGAUUCUGUAUAAAUGUUUUUAGAAAAAAAAAAUCUGGAUAGGUUGGACUAAAAUGGUAUGUCUGUAAAUCUGUACCCAAAAAGACAAAUUAACAAUUGUUAUUAUUGAAACAUAAUACAUAUACCAGAAUAUGAUAAAUGGCUUGAGUCGUCUGUUUUGUCAAAGUGAAUCAAAUCGAAUGGAGUCAUUCUUCUGACACGAAGCCUCCUGAAAGGGCUGUUUGAACUCAACACUGGCACACACCAAAUCUCAACAUGGCAGUUUGAAUUAUUGUGUAGGUCAAGCUGUCCGACACUUCAUCUGAAUGAAGCUAACAUAUGAUCCAACAAUGAAAUCAAGCUCAUUAAAUAAGCAGAAAGCUAUUCUCUAUAAACAAGUCUCACUAACUUGAAGAAAAAGAAGGAAUGUAUUAACAACAAAGUACAAUUUGAACCUUUAUUCAAGUAUAUCACAGCAGUUCAUUUCUGAAAUACAGUAAAUGUUUCAUUUCAAAUAUAACUUCCACAAAAGUAAUAUGAAUAGGGGAAGAAAGGGCUGUUAAAUACACUUUGUAUGUCAAAAUAAAAUCCCAAAACAUGGCAAAGCUACCAGAUUUAAAGGUGGAAAAACUGAGUAUUCAAUUUAAGGUAAACAUAACAAAAAACAAUUAAGUUGUGAUGAGAAACCUCCAUUCAUUCUGCAUACUGGACUAAAUCGUCUACCAGACAAAAAUUGGUGUUUGUCCAAACUAACUGAAAUGUAUAAUAAAGAAUACCAAGAGAACAUGAUAAUGUAUGACAUUUUGCUCCCCAUCCUUUAUAUCCUAAUUCAAUGUAUCUUUAUCAAAAAAACGAUGUUUUAGCUGAAGGUGGACAGACCGACUAACAAAGCAAAUGCUUACAAACUUUAAUAUUUUUAGUCACUUGUUUUCCACUCUAAACCUACAAACCCAUUUUGAUGAAACUUGAGUAAAUUAAGUCAAGCCAAGUGAAUCUCAUCCAGUAUGCCACAGUCAAUAACCACAAUGUAAUAGAAACAUCACCACAAUGGAAUAAAUAGAAAAUUGGGUUGUUUGUAAGUAUACGCAUGUGGAA